Molecule: messenger RNA, 972 nt
Organism: Chionomys nivalis (European snow vole)
Lineage: Eukaryota; Metazoa; Chordata; Mammalia; Rodentia; Cricetidae
Gene: Josd2
Product: Josephin domain containing 2
Exons: 6
Coding region: 269-835 (188 amino acids)
Biological process (GO): protein deubiquitination
Molecular function (GO): cysteine-type deubiquitinase activity
Source: RefSeq, a predicted model, not a curated record
GAACUUCGGGAAUCGCAGUCCGGAGCGCACAGGUCGCCGGGAGCUGUAGUCCGUCCCGCCUGCCCAGUCAGCGUGGUACCACCCGACGGCUGCCCAGGGAAUGCGAAAACGGUCGGUCCCAGGGAGCAGAGAGACUGACGGGGUGAUGGGAGAGAGCGCUGGUUAUUGACGAGGGGAAGUCUUCCGUUGCCAGGCGACCAGAAGAGACCCUGUUACCCAGAGACGAGAAAGGAGGAGUCCUCCAUCACUAGCAGGAGCCGAGGAGGGUAUGUCUCAGGCCCCGGAAGCGCGGCCGAGCCCACCCUCAGUGUACCACGAACGGCAGCGACUAGAGCUGUGUGCCGUCCACGCUCUCAACAACGUCCUCCAACAGCGGCUCUUUAGCCAGGAGGCUGCAGACGAGAUCUGCAAGAGGCUAGCCCCAGACUCCCGGCUGAACCCCCAUCGCAGCCUCCUGGGCACCGGCAACUAUGAUGUCAACGUGAUCAUGGCUGCCCUGCAGGGCCUGGGCCUGGCCGCUGUGUGGUGGGACAGGAGGAGACCACUGUGCCAGCUGGCCCUCCCCAAGGUGCUAGGCCUGAUCCUGAACUUGCCCUCUCCUGUGUCGCUGGGGCUGCUGUCCCUGCCUCUGCGCCGCCGGCACUGGGUGGCCCUGCGUCAGGUGAAUGGCGUCUACUAUAACCUGGACUCCAAGCUUCGGGCACCUGAAGCCCUGGGGGAUGAGGACGGUGUCAGGGCCUUCCUGGCAGCUGCCCUGGCCCAGGGCCUGUGCGAGGUGCUACUGGUGGUGACCAAGGAGGUGGAGGAGGCCGGCUGCUGGCUGAACACGAGCUGACCCAGUGCCUGUGACCAGCUGCCUGCUACCACGGUCCUGAGUGUCCAGUGCCUAGGAGGGGCCUGCGCCCUGACCCAAAGUCCCCCCCCCCAUCGCUGCUGCCUCAAUAAAUCUGCUUUUUUGUUAUCUAUGCUUGA